Messenger RNA from Zootermopsis nevadensis, 2441 nucleotides. Its product is annotated as ATP-binding cassette sub-family F member 3. The record is from RefSeq and is a predicted model, not a curated record. NCBI's taxonomy places the organism in Eukaryota, Metazoa, Arthropoda, Insecta, Blattodea, Termopsidae. Gene Ontology annotation, molecular function: ATP binding; ATP hydrolysis activity.
CCAAGUUAAAAUAAAAUGUAUAUUUGCAAUUUCUGUUCAUGUGUUAUCCAGGCUGAAGUUUGCGUGUACGUUGGUCAUCCUGUACCAGUCCUAAUUGCAUUCUGCAACAUGGCAGCUUGCAGUGAGUACAUUAAAUCAGAAUUCCCGUUAAUUGACGAUGAUUUAUAUCAAUAUGUAGAAGGAAUUCUAGCUAGCGGAGCAGAUGAUUUUGAGGACAGUGGAGAGCUUUAUGAUGCUAUUGGAGAAGUACUACAUGAGGUUGCAGAAGAGAAGUCAGAAAUGGACAUUAGAAAUAUCUGUGAUAAACUCCUGCAUAUAAUGAAACCUGAAAAGGCCAGCAUGAUAAAUACUGGAUCAGCAAAGGUGCUUAAUGCACCUGUGCAUCUUGCAACCAUGGCGGCCAACCUAGAGAAUAAUGUUGAAGCCAUUAAAAGUAUUUGGGUCAUGUCAAGGGAUGAUGGACUUAAAGUUGAUGCAAAGAAAUUAGAGAAAGCAGAAGCAAAAUUACAACAGAAACAAGAGAAGCGAAGUCAAGACUCUGCAAAUAGUCGUAACACUGUGACAGCGGUGCGUCUUGAAUCUGCUACAGCAUCACAAGUUACAAGUAAGAAAGAGGCUAAGAUGGAGGACAAAGGAAACAACCGUGCACAGGACAUUCGUAUUGAGAAUUUUGAUGUGGCUUUUGGAAACAGGGUUCUACUUGCAGCUGCAGAUAUUACAUUAGCAUAUGGAAGAAGAUAUGGGCUGGUUGGAAGAAAUGGAUUAGGAAAGACGACAUUACUUCGAAUGAUAUCUAGUGGUCAGCUGCGGAUACCAUCACACAUAUCGGUGCUACAUGUUGAGCAGGAAGUGGUGGGUGAUGAUACACCAGCACUGGAAAGUGUCUUACAAUGUGAUGCAUUACGUGAGGAACUACUGAGUAAAGAACGUGAGAUUAGUGUCAGUAUCAAUAAAGGAUGUACAGAUCCAGAGCUUAGCAGCCAGCUUACGGAGGUGUAUGCACAGCUUCAGAAUAUUGAGGCUGAUAAAGCACCAGCGAGAGCAAGUAUUAUUUUGAAUGGCCUUGGUUUCACACCUGAAAUGCAGCAGCGCCCAACUAAAGAGUUCUCUGGAGGUUGGCGUAUGAGGUUGGCCCUCGCACGUGCCCUCUUCUCAAGACCAGAUCUUCUUCUUCUUGAUGAACCAACAAAUAUGUUAGACAUCAAGGCCAUUAUUUGGCUAGAAAACUACCUUCAGAACUGGCCGACUACGUUACUUGUUGUUUCUCAUGAUCGAAAUUUUCUUGACACUGUACCAACAGAUAUUUUGAAUCUCCAUUCACAGCGUAUUGAUGCAUACAGAGGUAACUAUGAGAACUUUGAGAAGACCAAGACAGAAAAGCUUCGGAAUCAGCAACGAGAAUUUGAAGCCCAGCAGCAGCACCGAGCUCAUGUUCAAGAGUUUAUUGACAGGUUUCGAUACAAUGCCAAUCGGGCAUCCAGUGUACAGAGCAAAAUCAAAAUGCUGGAGAAGCUGCCAGAACUGAAGGCCAUUGAGAAAGACGUCGAGGUUAUCCUGAAGUUUCCCGAGGCUGAGGCACUCUCACCACCGAUUCUACAAAUUAAUGAAGUGUCAUUUUGUUAUUCACCUAAUAAAGUGAUCUUCAGCAAUGUAAAUCUGGGUGCUACACUAGAAUCUAGGAUAUGCAUUGUUGGUGAUAAUGGAACUGGUAAAACAACACUUCUAAAAAUCAUCAUGGGCAUUUUGACACCAACUAAAGGAAUUCGUCAUAUUCACCGAAACCUUAAAUUUGGUUACUUCAGCCAGCAUCAUGUUGACCAACUCGAUAUGAAUGCCAAUUCUGUAGAGUUGCUGCAGUCAAGUUACCCAGGUAAACCAAUUGAGGAAUAUCGUCGCCAGUUGGGAAGUUUCGGGAUCACAGGUGACAUGGCUUUGCAGACAGUAGCCAGCUUAUCAGGAGGGCAGAAGUCACGUGUGGCCUUUGCAAGGAUGUGCAUGGGCAGUCCCAAUUUCCUUGUGCUUGACGAGCCCACAAACCACCUCGACAUUGAAACUAUUGAAGCACUUGGGAAGGCCAUAAACAAAUACACAGGAGGUGUGAUUCUGGUAUCACAUGAUGAGCGACUGAUUCGUAUGGUGUGCAAAGAACUGUGGGUUUGUGGAAAUAUUAGUGUCAGAAGCAUUGAAGGAGGUUUUGAUGAAUACAGGCGGUUAGUGGAGCGGGAAUUAGAGGCACAGACCAAAUAGCAAAACUCAGCAUUCUCAACACUGCCGCCCAUUCCUUGUUGUGUAUGUGGAAGAAAUAAAGCACGCUAUUGUUAACAUUUUAAAAUGCUGCAAAUGCUGAUUUGAAUCAAAUCUUCUAUUUAUUGUUUGCAGACUAUUGUGUAAUUUUGUGACGUAUGGCUUAAUAGAAAAUUAUAUACAUAUUUAUAAAACUA